Molecule: messenger RNA, 3670 nt
Organism: Sebastes umbrosus (honeycomb rockfish)
Lineage: Eukaryota; Metazoa; Chordata; Actinopteri; Perciformes; Sebastidae
Gene: mfsd2ab
Product: major facilitator superfamily domain containing 2ab
Exons: 14
Coding region: 181-1755 (524 amino acids)
Biological process (GO): carbohydrate transport
Cellular component (GO): membrane
Molecular function (GO): lysophospholipid:sodium symporter activity
Source: RefSeq, a predicted model, not a curated record
GCAGCUCUAAAAAUUACUACAGCCACCCUUUCUGCCUCCACAUCUUCUCAGUUUUCACACAGGUCGUAGACCACGACGAUAUAACGCGUUUCCUCCUCAAACCUUAUCAAAAAGACCUGUUUGAUUGACUAUUUUCUGCAUUAAGUUCAACUAAGAAACUAGCUUGAUUCUGCUGCUGCUAUGGCGAAAGGAGAGGGAGGAGAACAAUACUCCAACGCCAAUUUAUUGACUAAUAAACCUGUCAGCUCGGAUGGUAUCACGCUCGCCAGGAAGCAUGAGAAUAAGAACCGGUUGUCAGUCUGCAACAAGAUAUGCUACGCCAUCGGUGGUGCACCCUACCAGAUCACAGGAUGCGCCCUGGGAUUUUUCCUGCAGAUCUACCUACUGGAUGUAGCUCAGCUGGAUCCCUUCUACGCCUCCAUUAUCUUGUUUGUGGGCCGAGCAUGGGACGCCGUAACGGACCCCACGGUGGGCUUCCUGGUCUCCCGAAGCCCGUGGACGCGGUUCGGACGCAUGCUUCCCUGGAUCCUGCUCUCAACCCCACUGGCUGUGCUCUCCUAUUUCCUCAUAUGGUAUGUUCCUCCCUAUGAGAGCGGGAAAGUCAUCUGGUACCUUUUCUUCUACUGCAUGUUCCAGAGCCUUCAAACUUGCUUCCAUGUGCCGUACUCUGCCCUCACCAUGUUCAUCAGCUCAGAGCAGAAAGAAAGAGACUCAGCCACCGCAUACAGGAUGACGGUGGAGGUUCUGGGCACUGUUGUGGGUACAGCCAUCCAGGGGCAGAUAGUUGGUAUGGCGAACGCUCCCUGCCUCCCAGGACCCGGUGACAUCAACUCCUCUCUGUCUGUAGGGCUCAAUGACACAGGGCCAGUCAUUUCCCUGGAUGACACGAAACGGGCCUACAUGAUUGCUUCCGGCGUCAUCUGCGUUAUCUAUGUCCUCUGUGCUAUUGUUCUGUUCUUCGGUGUGAAAGAGAAGAAAGAGUCUUCUCGUCCCAGGUCAGAGCCCAUGGGUUUCUUCCAGGGGAUUAAGCUGGUGAUGGGACACGGACCGUACGCCAAACUGGUCAUGGUCUUCCUCUUUACAUCGCUAGCUUUCAUGCUCCUGGAGGGAAACUUCGCCCUGUUCUGCAGCUCCACUCUGGGCUUCAGAAACGACUUCCAGAAUAUACUGCUGGUCAUCAUGCUCUCCGCUACUCUGGCCAUCCCCUUCUGGCAGUGGUUUCUGACUCGCUUUGGGAAAAAGACGGCGGUUUACGCUGGCACCUUGUCUGUGGUUCCCUUCAUGAUCCUGGUGGUGUGUGUGAAGAGUAACCUGAUCGUCACCUACAUUGUGUCCUUUGCUGCCGGGGUCGGAGUGGCUGCAGCCUUCCUGCUGCCCUGGUCUAUGCUGCCUGAUGUUGUCGACGAUUUCCAAGUGCAGAACCCUGACUCCAGCGGCCACGAAGCUCUCUUCUAUUCCUUCUACGUCUUCUUCACCAAGUUCGCCUCUGGAAUCUCCCUCGGCAUCUCCACUCUCAGUUUAGAUUUUGCAGGCUACAUCAGUCGAGGCUGCUCUCAACCAGAGGAAGUGCACAUAACCUUGAAAGUGCUUGUCUCCGCCGCACCCAUAGCUCUAAUCAUAGUCGGCCUGUGCAUAUUGUACUCGUAUCCAAUUACCGAGGAGAAGAGGCAAGGCAACCGCAAACUGCUACAGGAACUGAGGGACAACGAGGCAGAUUCAGAAACAGACUCGACAGAACUUGCCAACAUGGCGUAGUACAUUUUUUCGAGACCCACGGACCAAUCGGGUGAUCGACUGGCAUUUUGCACUGGGCGGGACCAACAUACCUGGGCCCUGUCGGAUCAUACAGAGACACUGCCUUGUCCAAUCACACUGCUGCUGUUCCACGUCUACAAAACUUUAUAGACUCAGAAGUGUCAUCGCUUCAGCCACGCUGAGGCCUCUCUAAAAGACAUCCUACCCUACGCAAUUUGUGACAUUUUCCCAGCAUGAAAUUCCCUCUCCUCUUUUGUUCAGUCAGAUUUCAAAAGCCUUACUUUUUGUAUAGCAUACUACUUUUGAGCACUGUGGAUUCUUUUUUAAAAAAAGAUUGGGUCCUCAUUUGAAAUUGCACAAAACCAUGAAAUGUGAUGGGAGCAUGUUUUGUCAGUGCGGCCAUUAUUGGUGCUACAGUUUCCAUCCUUGUACAUACCACACGGAGCAUUAAUGACCUUGAGCACUGCGCUAAAGACAACUUUUCUAGUUCCCGUCGAUGUGAGAAACUUGAACAAACAGUGAUAACGCCUUAAUAUCUGUUCUGUUUUGGGGUAACAAAAUUCAGAACUGACAAAACUAACACUUGUGCCAGUCACUUGCUCUUGAGUCAUUGACUUGGUGUGAACAUGUUUAAAUGUGUUUUGUAAUUUUACAAUUAAUACUCAUAGUUCACUGGAACCAGUCAGCCAGUUUGUCUGCAUCUCAUUCCCAUCCCACUAGCUUUUUUUUCCUUUUAAGAAGCCGUCAUAAUGUGAUGUUUGAACUCGUGGCGGGACAGUAACAGCUUGUUUUAGUUCCCCACCAUAGUACUGAAACCACUACAAUAGUAAAAGCAGUUAGCUUGCAAUUACAUUACUUACAUUAUCUUAUUUAUAGGACAGCUACUGAAAACGGAAAAAGCUUCUUUUUUUUCUCUAAAUGCUUUCAUUUUCACGGUGACAGAUUUAGUUAUAUCAUUAUUUAAAUAUUUAUUAGUUUUGAUUUUACUGUUUUUGAAUUCAUGUUUUGCUGGAAAGUUGUGCUUCUUGCAGUAUUUAAAUAUAUUUAAGGCCUUGAAGUUUCCAAAUGAGGAAAACGGGGUGGGAAUCACAUUUUAAAACAUUCACACGCCUUUUAAUGCAUGUUGCCAACGCUACUAUCUUUGCUCCGUAAUGCAUUCAAAAAGGGAAGCACUUGAUUAUGGGAAAAAAAGAAGAUUGGAAGAUGGGGGGGGUGGACUUGUUGUCUCCCUUGUGUGUGUGUGUGUGUGUGUGUGUGUGUGUGUGUGUUUGAAUGUUUAUUUUUCUUUGUAUAUACUGUACAUGUGUGUUUUAUGAAGGAGCAACUAGGAUGCUUUGUGAUCAUCUCAAUCCCCGUCAUGAAAAAGUGGAUUGACAUAUUUCAUAUCCAUUGAUAUGGAAAUGUGUACAUACAAUGUCAUAUAUUAUACAUACGUUUACAUCUUCGACAUGUUGUUGCUGACAACUUGGUUGCCGAUGUGAAAAUGUUCAUAUUUCAUUCACUUUAUUCCCUUUUGUUUGUGUGUGGGUUUUUUUUUCCACCUUAAAGGUUCCUUAUAUCUCUAGUAAAGGAUACUGUACAUGCCAAUACGGUGCUAUUCUCACACACUAACCCUGUAAUAAUUGUACUUCCUGUAAAUCUCACCCUGUUUAGUUGUUGCCUGUUUGUGAACUUCCGUCAUGACUCUUGAGGCUGUAGCCAAAUGUGUGAGCUUUAAUCCCACAGGGACACACAGACGCCUUGUGUACAUGCCUCCUGUGCAUAUGUAUAUAUUGUAUGUAAAGACUGUAAAUAUCUUUGAUAUUUGUGGCUGUGAAACGACCCCAUGUACACUGUACUGUAGUUAUUUAAGAAAAAGAUGUGGAAAUUGAAAAAGAUAUUGUUAAUAAAUACUAAUUGAUACGUGUACUGUGAA